Molecule: messenger RNA, 3339 nt
Organism: Arachis ipaensis
Lineage: Eukaryota; Viridiplantae; Streptophyta; Magnoliopsida; Fabales; Fabaceae
Source: RefSeq, a predicted model, not a curated record
AUGGUAUGUGUAGAGUGGUUGGAGGCGUUUCCUGAGACUAGGUUACGAGGUGGACCAAGGGGCUUGUCAGAUCACUGCCCUAUUAUUGUGGAAGGUAAUAAGGUAAGGGGAGGUCCUAGGCCUUUUCAAAGCCUUAAUUCGUGGUUUACACAAGAAGGUUUUCUUGAAAUGGUUAAGGAGGAAUGGAGAGGCUUAGGGGAGCUACAGCUCACAGAUAAAUUGAAGGCGUUAACGGGUCCAUUGGGAAGAUGGCAUAAGGACAACUUUGGUGAGAUGGAUAAGAGGAUCUUGAAGUUUGAGGAAGAGAUAAAAAAGGUUGAUGAUAUGGAGAGCUCUCCAUUGUUGGGGUUCAGAGAUGGUCUUGUGGAAAGAAUAGCUAAGGAAGAUUCUGUGAACUUGGAGGCAAUGCCAUCGGCGGAGGAAAUUAGAAAGGCAGUGUGGGAUUGUGAGUCAUCGAAGGCGCCAAGCAGUGAUGGGUACAACAUGAAUUUCAUCAAGAGGUGCUGGGAUGGGAUUAGGGCUGAAUUUACGGCAGCAGUGAUGGAGUUUUUUCAAACAUCCAGGUGGAGGGCGUGGGUCAUGGAGUGUGUAACUACAGCUUCCAUGUCGGUCUUGAUUAAUGGUUCGCCAUCUAAACCAUUUAAAAUGGUGAAGGGCUUGAGACAAGGUGACCCGCUUUCUCCCUUCUUGUUUGUGCUGGUUGUGGAUGUUCUACAUAGAAUGGUUGGGGAGGUAGUUAGGAACAGAUGUAUUUCUCCGUUGGUGGUUGGUCAAGACAGUGUGGAGCUAUCACACCUUCAGUUUGCUGAUGAUACUAUCCUGUUUUGCCUACUAGAAGAUGAGACUAUGAAGAAUUACAAGCGGCUGCUGCGUUGGUUUGAGUUGAUGUUAGGUCUCAGUAUCAAUUUCAAAAAGCCCAGUCUGAUUCCUAUCAAUUGUCAAGAGCAGUGGCUGGAGCAAAUGCCUCUCUAUGCUAAAUUUAUGAAAGAGUUGUUGACACACAAGAGGAAUUGGAAGGAGCAAGAAACCAUCCUUCUUGAAGAUGAUGCUAAACCAGUUGUGCAACCACAAAGGAGACUCAAUCUAACUAUGAAAGAGGUGGUCCAAAAAGAGGUAAUGAAAUUAUGGGAAGCAGGUAUUAUUUACCCUAUUUCUGACAGUCCUUGGGUAAGUCCUGUGCAGGUAGUUCCCAAGAAAGGAGGGAUGACGGUGAUCAAGAAUGAAAAGAAUGAGCUUAUUCCUACAAGAACAGUCACAGGAUGGAGAAUGUGCAUAGAUUACAGGAGGCUCAACACUACUACAAGGAAGGAUCAUUUCCCCCUCCCUUUCAUUGAUCAGAUGCUUGAGAGGUUAGCUGGUCAUUCUUUUUAUUGUUUUCUAGAUGGAUAUUCUGGAUAUAAUCAAAUUGCAGUGGACCCUCAAGAUCAAGAAAAGACAGCAUUCACAUGCCCCUUUGGAGUAUUUGCCUACAGGAGAAUGCCAUUUGGACUUUGCAAUGCUCCAGCAACUUUUCAGAGGUGUAUGCUUUCAAUUUUUUCUGAUAUGGUUGAAAAGUUUAUUGAAAUAUUUAUGGAUGACUUUUCUGUUUUUGGUAAUUCUUUUGAAUCAUGCCUUAAACAUUUAUCUCUUGUCUUGAAACGGUGUCAAGAAUCAAACCUUGUUUUAAAUUGGGAAAAAUGCCAUUUUAUGGUUACAGAAUGCAUUGUUCUUGGACACCGGAUUUCAAGUAUUAGAUAUGAGGUUGACAGAGCAAAGGUGGAGGUAAUUGAAAAAUUACCACCACCAACUAAUGUUAAGGCAAUUAGGAGUUUCUUGGGUCAUGCAGGAUUUUAUAGAAGAUUUAUAAAGGAUUUUUCUAAAAUUGCUAAACCAUUGAGCAACUUGUUGGUUGUUGAUGUAUCUUUUGUCUUUGAUUCUGAUUGUCUGCAUGCUUUUGAAACUCUGAAAGCAAACCUUACUUCUGCUCCCAUUAUAGCUCCCCCUGACUGGGAUUUACCAUUUGAAUUAAUGUGUGAUGCUAGUGAUUUUGCUAUAGGAGCCGUUUUAGGACAGAGGCAUGGUAAGCUUGUACAUGUCAUUUAUUAUGCCAGUCGUGUGUUAAAUGAUGCUCAAAAGAAUUAUACAACUACAGAAAAGGAAUUAUUAGCUGUUGUGUAUGCUGUUGAUAAAUUUAGGUCCUAUUUACUUGGUUCUAAGGUUAUUGUUUAUACUGACCAUGCUGCUUUGAAGUAUCUUCUAACCAAACAGGAUUCUAAACCAAGAUUAAUCAGAUGGGUGUUGCUCCUUCAAGAGUUUGAUAUUGAGAUAAAAGACAGGAAAGGGUCAGAAAAUCAAGUAGCUGAUCAUCUCUCCAGAAUUGAGCCUGAAGCAGGAGUACAACCACCCACAGUUGUGACUGAAACGUUUCCAGAUGAGCAAUUGUUUCUCAUUCAGCAGGCACCAUGGUUUGCAGACAUUGCAAAUUAUAAAGCCAUGAAUUUUAUCCCAAGGGAGUACAGUAGGCAACAAGUGAAGAAGCUAUUGACUGAUGCAAAGUACUACAUUUGGGAAGAACCAUACCUUUUUAAAAGGUGCUCAGAUGGAAUUAUCCGGAGGUGUGUCCCAGAUGAAGAAAAAAGUGGACAGGUUGAAGUUUCCAACAGGGAGCUUAAGAGGAUUCUGGAGAAGACCGUCAGUGUUUCAAGAAAGGACUGGUCUAGGAAGCUUGAUGAUGUUCUCUGGGCAUACCGGACAGCAUACAAGACUCCAAUUGGCAUGUCCCCAUAUCAGUUAGUCUAUGGCAAAGCCUGUCACUUGCCAGUGGAGCUGGAGCACAAGGCUUAUUGGGCAAUCAGGUACCUGAAUCUUGAUUCAGAAGCUGCAGGAAUUAAGCGGAUGCUUCAGUUGAAUGAGCUUGAUGAAUUCAGAUAUUCAGCCUAUGAGAAUGCCAAGCUCUAUAAGGAAAGAACCAAGCUACUGCAUGAUAAGAAGAUUGCCAUCAGAGUCUUUGAGCCAGGACAAAGAGUGCUUCUGUAUAAUUCAAGGCUCAAAUUCUUUCCCGGGAAGCUGAAAUCCCGGUGGUCAGGACCGUUUGUGUGGAAUGGGUGGUUAUCGGUGCUUGGCCGACGCUGGUCUCUUCCGAAUUUGAUGAAGGACCAUUUCUUAAGUUGGACAGAUGAGCCGCGUAGAAAAGAGGAUCGAAAGCAACGCUUGAGGUGCUUCUGUGCGAUCAUCUCGCACAUUUGGAUGGAGAGGAAUAGGAGGAUAUUUCGGAAUAAAAGCAAAGGAGUUGACGAAGUCUUCCACAUGACCAUGCUUAGCUGCGACGAGUGGAGAGGGGUCCAGUCCUCGUAUUGUUGA